This is a messenger RNA of Acanthosepion pharaonis, 1443 nucleotides long. The record is from the annotation of a GenBank genome assembly. NCBI's taxonomy places the organism in Eukaryota, Metazoa, Mollusca, Cephalopoda, Sepiida, Sepiidae.
AUGUUUCUUCCUCUUUCAAUUAUUUAUAUCUAUUUUUCGUCCCUUCGUUCAUUUUAUUUUUCUCUUCUUUCUAGGCACUUCUCUUCAUUUUUGUCUUUCUCGCUCUUUUGCAUCAUUCAUUUUCAAAGUUUUUCUUUCUUUCCGUCUAACUCGUUUUUAUUUCUUUCUUUAUUUUUUCUUGUUUUUAUUUCGUUCUCAUUUUUCUUUUUUCCCCGUUUUUUUUCUUUCUUUUUCUUUCACCUUGUUCCUUUUUCUUUAUCUCUUUCGUUCAGUCUCUUCCAUUCUUUCCUUUUUUCUUUCUUUCUGUCUUUCAUUUCAAAAGAUUUUCUUUCUUUCCUUCUUAAUCGUUUUUCUUUCUUUAUUUUUUCUUGUUUUUAUUUCUUUCUCAUUUUUCUUCCCCCCCCCUCUCGUCCACUCUUUCUUUCUUUUUUCUUUCUGCCUUUAAGAAAAAGGAAAAGAUUUCUUUCUUUCUUCCAAGAUUUUUUUUCUUUCUUUAUUUUUCUUGUUUUUUAUUUCUUUUUCAUUUUCUUUUUUCCUGUUUUUUUUUCUUUCUUUCUUGAACCUUGUUUUUUUUUCUUUUCUUUUCGUUCUUUCUCUUCCAUUCUUUCUUUUUUUCUUUCUUUCUUUCAAAAAAUUUUUUCCUUUUCUUUAUUUCUUUCGUUCAAUCUCUUCAUUCUUUCUUUCUUUCUUUCGUUUUUCCUUUCUUUAUUUAAAAUUCGAGAUAAUUUUCUUUUCUAUCUUUCUUUUUUUUUUCUUUUUCUUUUCUUUUUCAUUCAGUUUCUUCUUCAUUUUCUUUUUUUUGUUUUUUAUCUAAAUUUUUUUCUUUCAUUUUCCUUUUCUUUCUUAUUUAUUUCAUUUAAUUUUCUUUCUUUUUCCUGGAUGAAUCUGUUUUCUUUGAGAAAUUUUUUCUUGUUUUUUUCUUUUCAUUUUUUUUUUUUUUUUUUCUUUCUUUCUUUUUUGUUCUUUUUUCUUUAUCUAAAAAAGAUUCAUAAGAUUUUUUUUAUUAUUUUUUAUAUUUUUUUUUUUUUUCUUUUUUUUCUUUCUUCAUUUAACAUGUUUCUAUUUUUAAGACAAUAUUUCAAAAAUUUUUCUUUUUUUUUUGUUAUUUUUCAAUUUUCUUUCUUAUGUUUUUAUUUUCUUUCUUUCUUCCUUUCUAUUCGUUUUCCUUUUUAUUCAAUUUUUCUUUUAUUGUUUAUUCUCCUUUUUGUUUGCUAUUUUUCUUUCUUUCUUGAAAGGCAUGUUCUCCUUUCUUUCUUUUUCAAAUUCUCAAAUUUCUUUUAUUUUGAUUUUUCAUUUUCUUUUUCACCCUCCUUUAUCAUAUUUUAUUCUCUAUUUGUCUGUCACUUGAAUGUUAUCUGUAUUUAUUCGUUCAAUUCUUUAAAAAAGAAAAUUCUUUCUUUUCUUUUUUCAUUUUUCAAUUAUUUUGCUGUUUUUUUUUUUUAA